ACUGCGUUCUUGCGAUCAUUGACUUCGUCCAUUGGUCUAUCCUUUGUCAGCCAAUCAUCGAAAAACCAGUGAGGAUUCCCUGUUAAUUAAUCAUGGAGCAUGCUCAGCUUCAGACUUCAGAUGGAACACAGGUGAUGACCAUCAAUGGUCAACAACUACAAGUUCUACAAAUGAACAAUUCACCUCACAUGAUACAAGGUCCAAAUGGCCAACAAAUUGUUGUACAUGCAAUACCAUCUAUAGCCCCUACUAUUCAGGUUGCAACACCUAAUGGCCAGCAGUUGCAACAACUUCAAGUUCUACCAAUAUCGAGUCUCCAAGGCCCUGGAGGUAACAUACAACCAAUGCAACUUGUACAAACACCAGAUGGGCAAACAUUUCUGUACUCACCUGCAGCCAGCACCCAACCCACUAUUGAUCCACCUCAACCACCACCACAAAUCAUACAUCAGCCUACUGUGAUAAACAUAAAUGGCAACGUGCUUCAAAUGACAGGGGUCAGUAACACACUUCAGCAACACCAGGUUAUUAAUCAACCAAAUAUUGUAAUGUAUAACAACAGCAAUAACGCGGGGGCGUCGUCAGAAGGCGCCUGUUCCUCCACGGCGGGCUCGGACGAGGAACCGCUCCUGUAUGUAAACGCGAGACAAUACAAACGCAUCCUUAAACGUAGGGCGGCACGUGCCAAAUUACACGAGCAAGGCAAGAUACCAAAGGAGCGACCGAAAUACUUGCAUGAAUCUAGACAUAGGCAUGCAAUGAACAGAAUACGGGGUGAAGGUGGCAGAUUCCAUUCUGGAAGCAGGAAGAAUAUGGAGGAGUUAGCAAAUAACUCGGAAGAUAUAAUGCAAUCUUUAGAAGAAAUGAAACCCGACACAGUAUCCAUCACAAUUAUACAGGAGGAUGAAAGUCAAGAUCGUCCGGCAGCGAAUCAGUGGAGGCGGCUUGCGCCACACCAACCAUUACACUCCACGUAACCCACUUUACAAAUCGAAUCAUCAUUGUGAAACUGUUACUGUUAUUAAGUAAAGUGAAGUUCCAAAUUGUGCCCGUCUAUUGUGAAUCUUAUGUGGAAAGUGCAGUGUUGUGUGCAGUUUCUCUAAAAAUUAAUAUUGGUCCCAUACUAUGUAUAUAUAUUAGAAGACAAAAGAAACUUUCAUUAGAUGUUUAAUUCGCCAAUCUGUUUUCACAAACUACUCCAGUGAUUGGAUAAAUUUGGACUUUCUAUGAAACAUUUUACAAUCAUAUUUGGUUUGCGAAUUAUUUCUUUGAAAUUAGAAUUAUUUAAUCAUGAUUUCUGUCUAUAAUAUUUAUUUUUAAUAUUUAUGAUUUCUAAUUCAUUAUUUACAGCCAAAAAUAUCAAUAGAUGUUUUGUAUGUAUAAAGCUAUUUUGCCAAAACAAAAAGAGCCCAUUCGAUCUUUUUUUUUGUAUUCUAAUUAAUUCAUCUAAUUAAAUUGAUGCUUAUAAUAAAAAAUAAAGCAUUACCAUGUGUGAAUGUCUAAUUUCAUGAUUUGCAAUAUUUAUAAUUAAGAUUAUGUAAUUAAAUUUAUUUAAGUUUUCUGUUACAUUUUGCGAAUUGUUUGUAUUUACAAGGAAUAACUUAUGUGCUAAAAGCAUUAGAACUCCAUAAUUUGCAAUAUAAGUAGGUGACAUUUAUGAUUAAAUAGGUAUUUAAUAUAUUUGUACAAGUAAUGCCAUUUUUAUAAGUAGCAUCUUAAAAUUCAUCUACACAGAAAAAGGUAUGUAAGCUAAAUCCUUAAAAUAGACUCUAUGGCGUUAUAUUUAAAUCUACAUCCAUUGAGAUAUGUCACGAUGCUGCGGGCAUCGAAUAUGGCGUGCACACAAAUGGCAAACGACUACGAUAAAUGCGCAACGCUAGGAUUGGCUACAAUUAUUGGCGCCUUUUAGAAAUGGAACUUCAGCAUAGGUAAAUAAAUAAUACUUUUUAUUCUCUUUCUGUAUUCAUUGUUUGUUUCAUCUCGUAUUUUGUUUCUGUACUUGCAUAACGCUUUUUAGGAGCGGAGUGAAUUGAUUUGACAUCAGACAUUAUGGUACACAGAUGAUAAAAAUAUGUAGUUUAUAACAAUGAUUUUACUGUAAUACAUAAAAAGGUAAUGGUGUAAUGUCCAGUGAAGACUAAUAUUAUUUUGUUGAGAAUGUUAUAACCACUUGUUAUAUUACGUGGGUAUAUUAUUUUUCAAUGCAGUAAUUUAAAAGAUUGUCACUAUAAAUAAACUAAUUUUAUCUAGUUAUUGUUAUGAUGAACUGUAAUAGUUGAUGACCUGUAAAAUUGUUGUUGCUAUUGUCAAAUUACAGAUCUUGUGUUAAAGGAUUCAAUAUGAGUGAUUAUUUCUCCUCUUUAAUAAUGUGUUAAUAAGAAGCUUACAAAUUCUUUUAACAAAGUAACUGAAUGUGGCAUUCACUCAGAAUAAAAAUUUAGACAUAUGACAUAGUUUAUAAUUCAAAACUUGAUAUAGACUAUAGUUUUGGUUACAUUGACUAAAAAUUACCAAGAAAUUUUUACUGAAGUGACUUUGACUAUGUCGUACAUUUUUUUAUUUUUAUUUGCUGUGUUAGUUUAAGUGAUGUUAAUUAUUGAAUAAAAAGCAAAUUGUACCAAUAGAGAAAGGCUUGAGGUCCAAAAGUUCGCGACAUUGUUUUGAAUAGAAUAACAAGUCUAUUCUUCCUUUUCAACGUUAAGCUGAAACCUCUUUGACCUUAUUGACAUCGAAAGAUUUUAUUUCUUUUCUUGAUUUGGAAAUCUAGGAGUCUGCUGCAUGAAUCGUUGACUAGGAUGUUCGAGUUGAUUUCGAUAUUUAAUGCCCUUUUGGACCGUCCCUCAUAUCAAAGGAGAGACAUUCUUUUUGCUACAAACUAUAAAUUAAUUCUGACUAUUUUUACUCAGUUUCUUGGAUUGUUAACUUGUAAAUUCUGUAUAUAUUUUAAAAUAAUAGGAAAAUUAGAGUUUUAUAGUAUUUGUAUUGCAAUCAACGUUUUCCAAGUACAAAAUAAAGAUUGCACUAAAAAAAUUGGUUUUAUUAUUAUUUCAGUCAAGUGCCAGUCAAAUGAAAGUAAGGAUUGAGAAAUAAGCAAACUGGUAGGUAUAUAGUAAAACAAUUUUAUUCAAAAAGAGAUCCAUAAACAUGAUUUCCAAAAGAAAUAUUCAGGUAGAUUAGUUAUUUCACUUAUAAACUACUUUAUUAAGUACCUAGAAGUUGGCAUCUAGUUAAUUCAAUAUAAAAUAUAACAUCGGACAAAUUACUUUUUGAACAUAAAAAUUAACAUUAUAAAUAUCAACAUUAUUAACAGAAGUAUAAAAAAUUAAGAAGUAUAAAGAAAUGAAAUUUAUGAUGGGAUGUUAUCAGUGGCGGACUAACCUCAUCGGAGGCCGGGCCGGCAAUAGGCCUGGUUCGAUAUUUUUUCCGACCAGGACAGAAA
This is a messenger RNA of Diatraea saccharalis (sugarcane borer), 3439 nucleotides long. The record is from the annotation of a GenBank genome assembly. NCBI's taxonomy places the organism in Eukaryota, Metazoa, Arthropoda, Insecta, Lepidoptera, Crambidae.